AUGGCAUCUCCCACAGCUUCUGAAUUCGGGCUCGAGCUCCAAAGUUUGUACCGAAUCACCCUUGCUAAGGACAGGGAAAUUCACAAGCUCACAACACCAAGGACUCAGCUCCAACUCACCACGAGAAACAAGGACCCAGAUCUUUGUCGAACGGCAUCAACUCCUACCGAUCAAAACUGCCACCCCCGCAAGACCUCACGGUUCUCCCUCUUAGAUCUUCCCGAAGAUUAG
Messenger RNA from Prunus armeniaca (apricot), 231 nucleotides. NCBI's taxonomy places the organism in Eukaryota, Viridiplantae, Streptophyta, Magnoliopsida, Rosales, Rosaceae. The record is from the annotation of a GenBank genome assembly.